CAACAGUACAUAUAUUAAUAGCAGAGCGCUCCCAAAGGCCAAAUUCCAAUUUCCAAUCAAUCAUCCAACCAGGCAAGGCAACGCGAAUCGCUCUGGCAAUUGGCACCAAUCACUCUGCGUGGCGCCCGCCAUUGAUAUUCCGAUUCUCAUUUCCAGUCAGGCGGAAUCCAUCUUCUCCUUUCUCCGAGCUGCGUGCUUGCGCCGUUUCAUUCACUGUUUGCUUGCGUUGCGUCGACAUUCCGUCGCCGUCUGAUCGUUGCGGCAAUUCGUGUCGUAGGCUGCUAUCAUUUAUUGCGAUCUCGAGUUUACUCGCAGGGCAUGUCGCUGAAUGGGUAUGAUGGCGAAGACGACGACUUGGGUUUGCAUAGAGAUAAGGCUAAAGUUGAUCCUGGGAUUGCUCCAUCUUUGGCUUGGAAACGAAAACUGACUACCGAGGAGAAUGGCCUUUCUGAGUUCGGUCUAACAUUGAGAGAAAAGAUCACUUUGGCACCUAUAGGUUAUAGGAUCUGGCGGCAACUUCGAGCACAGAAAAACAGGCAGAAUAAGCUAUUUCUGGAUCCUUUCACAAAGCGCUACACAUCAUCGUGCCAUGGAGUUCCUCUUGGGGGUAUCGGGUGUGGAAGCAUUGGCAGAAGCUGCAGAGGUGAAUUUAUGCGUUGGCAUCUAUUUUCUAGGAUUUGUGAGGAGAAACCAGUUUUAGCAAAUCAAUUUUCAGUAUUUAUUUCUCGAAAAAACGGCGAAAAGUAUUCUAGUGUACUGUGCCCAAGGAACCCUGAUAUUUUAAAUGGGGAUUCAGCUAGUGGGAUAGGAUCUUGGGAUUGGGACCUGGAUGGACACAAAUCCACGUACCAUGCAUUGUAUCCAAGGGCUUGGACUGUAUAUGAUGGUGAACCUGAUCCAGCUCUAAAAAUUGUGUGUCGGCAAGUUUCACCCUUCAUCCCACACAAUUAUAAGGAGAGUAGCUUCCCUGUGUCAGUCUUCACUUAUACGUUGUCUAAUUUGGGGAAGACAGAAGCAGAUGUCACCUUGCUGUUUACAUGGGCAAAUUCUGUUGGUGGGGAUUCUGGACUCUCUGGCCAUCAUUUCAAUUCAAAAUUUCGGACGGAGGAUAACGUAAAAGGUGUUCUCCUGCAUCAUAUGACUGAGAAGGAACUUCCCUCAGUUACUUUUGCAAUUGCAGCAGCUGAGACUGAUGAAGUUCAUAUAUCUCAGUGCCCAUGUUUUGUGAUAUCUGGAAACUCCCAGGGCAUCACAGCCACAGAAAUGUGGAACGAAAUUAAGGAGCAUGGAUCAUUUGACCACCUAAGUGCCGAAGAGAUGUCAAUGCCUUCUGAACCUGGUUCACUUAUUGGGGCAGCCAUUGCUGCUACUCUAACCGUACCUUCAGAAUCCGUUAGAACUGUAAGCUUCUCGCUGGCAUGGGCUUGCCCCGAAGUAAGCUUUCAGGGGGGACGGACAUACCACAGGCGUUAUACCCACUUCUAUGGCACUCAGAGCACGGUGGCUUCAAAUAUUGCACGUGAUGCAAUUUUUGAUCAUCAGCGUUGGGAGUCUGAAAUUGAAGCAUGGCAAAGGCCUAUUCUUGAAGACAAGAGGCUUCCCGAGUGGUACCCUCCCACCCUCUUCAACGAGCUUUACUAUCUAAAUGCAGGGGGAUCAAUUUGGACGGAUGGUUCUCCACCAAUACAUAAUAUGAUUACUAUCGGAAAGAAAAGGUUUUCUCUCGACCGAUCUAAUUCAGUUAUUAGAAACGACGAAGUGCCCGAGCAAAACGACACUGCAGUGAACAUCCUUGAUAGGAUGACUUCGCUACUUCAUGAGAUUCAUACUCCCGUGUCGAUGACUUCUGCUCUGGGAACAAACUUGCUUCAGAAAGGAGAGCAAAACGUAGGUCGGUUCCUCUACCUUGAAGGGACUGAAUACCAUAUGUGCAAUACGUACGAUGUCCAUUUCUAUGCAUCAUUUGCAUUAGCUAUGUUGUUCCCCGAACUCGAACUAAGUAUACAGAGGGAUUUCGCUGCUGCGGUGAUGAUGCAUGAUCCUAGCAAAAUGGCACUUUUACACGACGGAACAUGGGUCCAGCGAAAGGUUCUUGGCGCUGUUCCUCACGAUAUCGGGAUGUAUGAUCCGUGGUUUGAAGUGAACUUCUACAAUCUAUUCGAUACGGAUAGGUGGAAGGACUUGAAUCCAAAAUUUGUGCUUCAAGUUUACAGAGAUGUCGUCGUCACAGGCAAUGAAGCAUUCGCUCAAGCUGUAUGGCCAGCAGUGUAUGUCGCCAUGGCUUACAUGGAGCAGUUCGACAAGGAUGGAGAUGGAAUGAUCGAAAACGAAGGGUUUCCAGACCAGACGUAUGAUACGUGGUCCGUGUCUGGUAUCAGUGCAUACUGCGGCGGCCUAUGGCUGGCUGCCCUUCAGGCGACCUCGGCUCUUGCUCGUGUGGUCGGAGACAAGGGCUCCGAGGACUACUUUUGGUAUCGGUUUCUUAAGGCGAAGAAAGUGUACGAGAAGCUGUGGAACGGUUCGUAUUUUAACUAUGACAACAGCGGCAGCAGCACGAGCUCUUCGAUUCAAGCUGACCAAUUAGCCGGACAAUGGUAUGCCCGGGCUUCGGGUCUUCUUCCCAUUGUCGACGAAGAGAAGGCGCGAAAAGCACUGGAGACAGUUUACGAUUUCAACGUGUUGAAGGUGAAAAACGGGAGGAUGGGAGCAGUAAACGGGAUGCUUCCGAACGGAGAGCUCGACACAUGCAGCAUGCAGUCGAGGGAAGUCUGGAGCGGAGUUACAUACGCAGUCGCCGCAAACAUGAUUCAGGAGGGGAUGAUGGAUGCGGCCUUCAGAACAGCAGAAGGCGUUCAUCAAGUGGUUUGGUCCGAAGAAGGUCAUGGAUACGCUUUCCAGACGCCGGAAGGUUGGGAUGUUGAGGGGCGCUACCGAGCUCUGGCUUACAUGCGGCCAUUGGCGAUCUGGGCGAUGCAGUGGGCGCUGACGACGCAGAAAAGCAUUGUUCCGAAGCAGGAGGAGAAGGGGGAGAUGAAGGGGGACUCAGUGGCGCGGCAACAUGCCGGUUACAUGAGGGUGGCGCGGCUGCUGAAGCUGUCGGACGAGGCGGAUUCGAGGAGCCUGUUCCAGCUUGUGUUUGAUUUCACCUGUAAAAGGAUGCUGGGAUGAAGUGAGAGUUGCUCGUGUAACUCAACAGACACACAACACAAACAAACAAACAAACAGGUACGUAUAGUAUGUCUUGAUUUUUAUUGGGGAGGAUAUGCAGAAAUGAGCCCCAAAACUUGCUGUGUGAUAAUUGGAAGGAUAUAGUAAUUAUUGUUGUGUAGCUUGCUUGCUUGUUUGAUUGUGUGACUACUAUUCUUUUGUUACGUUUUAUAUCUCUACUCUACAGAACAAAUAAAUAAAUAAAUCGAGCUUGAAUCAAAACAUGCAUGUACUA
Molecule: messenger RNA, 3442 nt
Organism: Andrographis paniculata
Lineage: Eukaryota; Viridiplantae; Streptophyta; Magnoliopsida; Lamiales; Acanthaceae
Exons: 20
Coding region: 319-3168 (949 amino acids)
Biological process (GO): glucosylceramide catabolic process; carbohydrate metabolic process
Cellular component (GO): membrane
Molecular function (GO): beta-glucosidase activity; glucosylceramidase activity
Source: RefSeq, a predicted model, not a curated record